CAGUUCUACACCUUUUGCGCUAGCUGUCAAAAUAUUUAGCGGAGACGAAACGCGACAAACACAGUUUAGUAAAAUAUCGCGUCUAAUAUUGCGCUUGCAAAACAUAAUAAUCAGCAAGAGUAAUAUACAAAGUGUCUCCUGUUUACUUAGGUGUAUUGUUCAAAUGAUAAGUGCAACAUAAUGGGGUGUUUAUCGUGGAUCCGAGGGUUCAAAAUGCCUUUUCCUUUUAAAGAUAAGGAAUUGAACAAAAUAGCAGCACUGUUCAAUGUGUCCACAUUUCUCCUGACUUGUGCUGCUCUUGUUCAGCCCAGUUGGUUCAGGAUCAAAGGCCUGCACUGUACACAGAGCCUGUCUUUAGCACAAUUUUUCUCAUUUGAUAAUGAUGAUGAUGACGAUAGUCGCCAGAGUAUUGAGUAUGAUCCUAGAUCUGACUAUAAUGGUUUACCUCCAUGCACAACACCAGAGACUAUAACACUUAUGAGAGUUCUAAUAUUACUAUGCUUUAUGGUGCUAUUGUGCUCAUGUAUUGGUACCCUGAUCAACCUCACAAGCCUCAACAGUAGAGCCAUCAAAAUGUUGAGAAGGAAUGCCAUUCCAAGCAUAAUGUGUGUAUUUUGGGUCAUAGCUAUUGUCGGAGUAUGUUACUACACAACUGUUGUGCUUGGAAAUGCAAACAACAGUGAUCCAAAUACAAUACAAGUGGAUUAUGAGUAUGGAUUCUAUACUAUUACAGGGGCUGGUGCGCUGGCCUUGUUAGCAUCUGCUGCCAACCUUUGGGGUGCUCCUUUAUCUAGUGAUGAAGAUGUUCAAAGGCGAAAUUUAAUGGAAGACUGGGAUGGAUAUGAGGCACACAGUGUAGGCCCCACGCCUGCCGUGCCCACUUUACCACCGUACACACCUAGUGCCGACUAUGUGCCCACCAUACACCCACCGUACGCACCACCAGUACUCGGAACACAACAAUAUUUCCCAUUUGAUGACCUGUCCGUUCUUCCACCGCCUCCCCCUUAUUCUCCUUAAUUUUCCUAAACUUAUCCAGUUCACUUCUCGAAUCACCCAAAUAUUGAUGUAUUUUUAGUUUGUAAUCUACAGUAUUUAUUAUUUUAAUUAUAUCGGCAUAAUAAGUCCAAUGCUGAAGGUAAGUUAAAGCUCAUGAGAUGUUUGGAGCCUCUAUGGAGCUACUGAAGAAGUUUUUGCUAAAUAAAAUUGAGAUCUACAAAUUGCUGAAUGUCAAACAUAUUGAUGUUUAGUUAUAAUACGCACAUGCCGUAAUGCUACUAAUAUUUUUGAACAAAAUUUGUUACAAAUAUAUUUCGCAAAAACUCGUGCUAGCCAAACUUCUAAUGAAAGUAUGAUGGAAGGAAGUAAUCUCAGCUGUUAUGGAUAAAAAAAUGUUUAAUGGAUUUCUGACUUACAAAUCCAAAGUUGGUAAUAUAUGUUUUUUACUUUAAUUGUGAUGAAUGUUUCUUUAUGUUAAAUUUAUGCAUAGGUAACCUUAAUUAUAUCUAUUCUAAAACGCCUAAAAUUUAAAUGGAAUUUUGGUUUAUGUAUGUAUAUAUUGUGGUUGUGAGUUAAUUAAUGACUACUGUUCACUUCUACAUGUGAUUUGCCAUUUUAGUGCCUAUUCAUGUCGUAUUUCUCGAAAUGCUUUAAGAUAAAAUAAUAAAAGUUCUGUUUAUUAUUUAUAGCCUAAUUAGGUGGUAUAAUUUUAUAGAUUAAGGGCUGAGUAACACUAAAUUGUAACGAUUGUAUAUUAAUGAAAUGUACCCAAUCAUUGAUUCAGUCUGUCCACUGUUCCAAAAAUGAUCAUACAACUGGAUUUACCUGGUACGUUUGUAUGUUAUCCCGUUACAAUAACAGACUACGUGAAUGACUAUGAAAUGCCAAAUGUAUUUAUAUCUCCAAACGUUUACCUGUUUCGUGUUUACGACUUUAUCUUAUCAUUAUUAAUACUUUAACAAAUAGAUUAUCUUUGAAACACUAAUUGCACAUGCUUUAAUUUCGAUAAUGGGCCACUAUCAAAACAUUAUUCCCCAUGUCAUUAACUUACUCUGUAUUGGUCUCAUAUUGAAAUGAUGAAAGAGUCAUUUUGUUACUACAUGUGUAUAUCUAUCACCUUCUUAUGAUUUAAUGACCUCUUCCAAUUUGAAAUUAAAGCAAUCCAUCACUUAAUGCCUUUAAUGUUAUAGAAUGGUAAUGAUGCCAUUGUAAUUUAGUAAAAUAUUGUUAAAUUUGAUGAUAAAUACUACUAAUACUUAUUUUUGCAUUACAAUUAAUAUGUUGCAAAAUAAAAAAAAACAAACUACUAGAGCCAAAACAAUUGUGUAUUUUAAGGGCAUGAGUCAGGGCAUAAUUAUACAAAAAAUAUCGAGAGAUCUGUCUCAUCCAAAAGAUACAAUGUAAUGAGCUUUUUAGAAUCUAGUAAAUAUAAUUUGUGGUCUUGACUGCCACAAAUAACUAGACAAAAUAUACCUAAAUUUAAAAUUGAUGUAUGAGUAAUAGUAAAUAGUAAUGGUAGCAUCCCUGUAUAAUAUUCAUGUUACCAAAAAUAUGAGCAUGUUAUUAGUUUUAUUGUUUGUUAAUGUAUAGAUUCCUUAUAGGGGUAAGAAUAGUUAUUCCUAGUAUAUCAACUGGGAAGUUUAUUUUUACAUUAAAACAAGAGUAAAAUUUUAUUUUUGUGUAAGACCAAUAUGCAAUACAUAUCUAUAAACAAAA
Messenger RNA from Helicoverpa zea (corn earworm), 2715 nucleotides. RefSeq names its product transmembrane protein 127-like. Gene Ontology annotation, cellular component: membrane. The transcript is spliced from 4 exons. The record is from RefSeq and is a predicted model, not a curated record. Bases 181 to 1020 code for a protein of 279 amino acids. Gene Ontology annotation, biological process: negative regulation of TOR signaling; negative regulation of cell population proliferation. NCBI's taxonomy places the organism in Eukaryota, Metazoa, Arthropoda, Insecta, Lepidoptera, Noctuidae.